UGAGGAAAGCUGGCAGCCUUAGACAUUACGCUUUGUUACUACAAUAAGUGAUAACAUACCACACAUUUUCGGCCGUAUCUCCUCUAAUCGUCAUUCUACGAUGCUGAAAAUCGACAGGCUCGUCUAGCGGGGUCCGUUGCACCGACCGAAGAGGCUUUCAGGUCGUAAAUGGGCCGCGUUUUGGCAAAUAAGCGGUAAAUACAGAACAGCUCGGACUGGUGGAGUGGCGGACGUUAAGGUGGAAGAGCUUUCCUAUUUAUUGGAAGAAGGCAUUGUUUGUUAUAAUGGUUUUGACACGUCUGUCGCACUUUGGAGAGGUGUGUCCACUCAGUGAUCAUAGUUACAGCGAUCCGACAUCCCCUUCAACGUCUGUUGGCCAUUCAUCACAGAAAAGAAUUCAGCAGGUACUCCUGGGACUAAAAUCGUCACCAUCAUCUCCAGCCUCCCCUCAGGAUGUUGGUGUUCAGUUGCACGUCUUCGAUCUUCCCAAUGAAAUUAUUGAAAAAAUAUUUUCAUAUCUUUCCUACAAGAAAAUUGGAGAGAUAAGAUUGGCCUGCAAGAGAUUUGAGCAAAUUGGGUCAAGCAUUUUAAACACCACAUUUCAGCGACUACAAAACCAGAUGUUGAUACGUUUCCAGACUAUAAAGGGCCAGAUGCCAAGGAGAGAAAGUGCACGUCGCACUCAUCCCCUGGCCAGGGAAUCUGACAUAGUUGAGACACUCCACAUGAGGUUGACUCUGUUGCAGAUGUCCUUUGGCAAACACAUAGAACGGAAGCAUUGCUGUUUCUUUGCUGGAGAUAUCCUUGAUGAGGUGUAUCGUUUACUGGCCUACAUUAAGAGCACUCCCAAUCUUGAUCGAGCAUAUAUUGUCACAGAUGAACUUUUUGACCUCUCUACAAUGGCCAUGGAGUACUUCAAGGAGCACAUUGAACCUCGCCUUCCUGAAAUUACAUGUUUUGGUUCAGAGUUCUUAGAUAUUACAUCAAGAUUCUCAGAGGAAUGUAGUGUUCGAUCACCAAGUGGCAGUGGACGGUCAUCAGAACCAGAGGAUGAGAUGCCUGAGCAUGAGGCUCUACCACAGUCCAACAUGGUGUUAAGGAAAAGAAUUAAACGUAUUCGUCAAGGAAUGCGCAGAUGCAACACACAACUUGCUGCAAUGAGGCGAGAAUUAAAAAGCUGUAAAGGCAAAUUGGCGGACCAGCAUAAACAGGUCUUGGAGUAUACCACGAGAAUGGAUGAGUAUGACAAGAAAUUUGAGACCUCCAGAAAAUUCAGCACAGUGUUACAGGAACUCAACAAAUGUAAAACAGAACUUCAGUAUUGGAGAUCCAAAUCUCCUGCACAACCUUUACUUUGCUUUGGUUGUGGACAGUCAAUUGGUGAAGGAGCCAGUCACCAAGCGGGAGUAUUGAUGCCAGGUGGUGAGGAUGCAGUAGUGUAUGUACCCCUAGCUGCUGCUCCUGCCCCUGAAUGUGGUGAAAAAAUUCAGCCUUCAUUGCUGCUGGGAGCAAGAGAUGACAGUCGGGAUAGGUGGCAUGGAGGUGUGAGUUCCUCCAGGUCUAUAUGUGACCCUGUUCCUCAGCAGGCGCAGCAACCUCCUCCCCCUCAGAGCUCCUCAGCUCAGCAUUCACCACUACCACCACCACCACUUUUCCAGAGUAUAUGUUGUUCACAGCCAAACUUACCAGAGACUUCACAAAACGUUAUGAGCUGUCCAGUGGCAGCAACUUCAAACUCUGUACCUGCUGCACGGCCACUGCCCAUCUCUCAGCCUCUUGUAGGCACAUCAGCCAUUACUACCUCAAUGACUAGUUCUGCUGCCCACGUUUUGCCAGCUCCUCUCCCAUCCGCAAUAUCGCAGCAGCCAUACUCUGCCUUCCAUUCGUGCACCUCCUCACACAGCACAGACCAUCGAUGGUAUGGGAGUCAGGAGCAUGCUGAAGACCUGUCAAUGUCCAGAACAAGUAAACACUACCUGGAUGAUGAUGUGGACUUUGUCAGUUCAAAACGUCGUGGUAGUGAUGAUGACAGUGAUAACUGUGAUAAUGACGACACCGUUGGUCGAAGGGUUAAAGAACGCAAAAGAAUUAAACUUGACGUUUUUUAAGAGUACUUUUUGACAAGAAAACAAUUUCUGUAUUUUAACAAAGAAAAAUAGUUUUAGUUGCAAAAUUGUAUAUAGCUCUAUAUAUAUAUACAUAUAUAUAUAUUUUUUGUUCUUAAUUUUAUUUUGUCACUCGGUGGGCUCGUGGCGAUUAUGCAGAAGUGGAAAAAAGAUAUAUGAAUUAAGAAGUGUGAACUGCAGUACUAUAGUGUAUUAAAAAAAAAAAAGAAAGAAAUAUUAGACAUGUAGUUUACUUAUAUUUAGUUAAUUAUUUUGUUGUGAAAGUAGAAGAUGGCCGAAGAAUGGUCUCAUAAUGUGAAUAUUUAUAUAGAUUGUAAAAUAGUGGAAAUAAUCUACACUGGGGAACCAGGUCAGAUGAUGACAUGGAACGUGGUUUGUACAUUAGGAUGAAAGUCACAUUUGCAUUUUCUAAUAUUUUAAUUUUUUUUUUAUAUGUGUAGUUAUGUCUUAAUCUUUUCUGAUUAUCCAGGUACUUUGUGCAAGUUUAAAUGUGCUACUGUAUUGGUAUAGAAUAUUAAAUCUUAUAUCUCCAUUGGUUUGGAUCACUCUUGAUCUAAUUUCAUGUCUAGUAAACAGAUUGGAUACCAAAGAUAAUGUAAGAGGAUUUAGACUUUAUUUGAAAGUAAAAUAAUAUCGAUUGAGUGUAUCAUAUAUUUCAUGUAAUAGAUUCAGCCUUUAAAUUGCUGCCAAGGACACCGUCCUGCUUUUUAACAUUUCUGUUAUAUUUAUAUACACCAAAUUUUGAGGAUUAGACAUGUAGGCCGUUGCCGAAGAAUUAAAACUUAAAGUUGUUUAUACAGCUGAUAUUUCAAGUCAAUUCUUGGACAUACAAAGCUUGUUUUUGAUAGAGAGUUUUAUGUUACAGACUGAGAAUUUUUUCUUUUUAUUUUUCUGGGAAGGGGGGCGGGUGUUCGUGUGUGAGUGGGAAUUGUUUUUCUAUGUUUUAGAGAUAGUUAUGGCACGUGGAUAGUAUUUGGAUGAUUCGGGAGUUGAUUUAUUAUUGUUUCUAGACAGUCAUGGCACCUGGUUAGUAUUUGGAUAAAUUUUUUUUCCAGGUGAGUUGUUGGAUUGUACAUAUCCAGCUGCGGGUCCCUAGGACUGAUGUGGCACCUUCUUAGUAACCUAUUUAAAUAGGGCCCUAACAAAAUAAAGUUGUUUAUGGAAGAUUUCA
This is a messenger RNA of Macrobrachium nipponense, 3297 nucleotides long. RefSeq lists its product as uncharacterized. Gene Ontology annotation, cellular component: nucleus. Gene Ontology annotation, biological process: positive regulation of DNA-templated transcription. Gene Ontology annotation, molecular function: transcription coactivator activity; protein binding. The record is from RefSeq and is a predicted model, not a curated record. NCBI's taxonomy places the organism in Eukaryota, Metazoa, Arthropoda, Malacostraca, Decapoda, Palaemonidae.